UGACGUCCUUGAGGCUUGCUCGUGCUCACUGGCGGGGGCGCGCCGCAGGUAGUAGCCCCGCCCCCUUUCCUGGUCUCGGUCGUCCUGUCUUUUCACACACCAGGCAGGCAUUGAACGUCCGGUCCCGGUGGAGCGGCCGCAGCGGUAUCUGCAGAACAACCAGCCGACUUCCUUCUUCUCAAACCCCCAACCCGCUGCCUCAGGUUUCUUCACCGACCUCUGAACGUGCUGGUCCAUGGGGCGCUUGAAAGGUGAAAGUUCAACACUCGGACGGCCAGAAGUCUACCAAGGGGAUGAUGGGAACGCUUUUGAGUCUGCGUCAUCGCCGUCCCCAAAAGAUGGAGCCCAUUCGGAUUUCCCGGAUUAUUUCUCCCGCUCGCAUCUGGAAGUAAAUGUCGUCUUGCACCAGGAGAUUCUCACCGUCAAUUAGUCGUUGAAAUCCGCGCCGAGCGGGCGAUGCUCAAAAUGGCCGCCCGGACGACACAGAGUUGAGACGCGGGCGCUCCGUCAUGUCCUGGAAAAGGAACUACUUUGCGGCGGGCGGCGGUGGUGGUGGCGCAGGCGUGGCGGGGCUGGCAGGAGGAGGAGGAGGCGGCGCCGGCGGCGGGCCGGCCGGGAUGGCGGCCAUGUUGACGCCUCGCACCGUGACCUCCAUCGCGCCCAGUAAAGGGCUGAGCAACGAGCCGGGACAGAACAGCUGCUUCCUCAAUAGCGCCCUGCAGGUCCUGUGGCACUUGGACAUUUUCCGCCGCAGCUUCAGACAGCUGACGUCUCACAAGUGCAUGGAGGACUCGUGCAUCUUCUGCGCUCUGAAGAAUAUCUUUGCUCAGUUCCAGUACAGCAGCGAGACGGUGCUGCCGUCGGACGCGCUGCGCAGUGCCCUCGCCAAGACCUUCCAGGGCGAGCGGCGCUUUCAGCUGGGCAUCAUGGACGACGCGGCCGAGUGCUUCGAGAACAUCCUGACGAGGAUCCACUUCCACAUCGCCGACGAAUCCAAAGAAGACAUCUGCACGGCCGGGCGUUGCAUCCCGCACCAGAAGUUUGCCAUGAUGCUCCUGGAACAGUGUGUGUGCAGCAGCUGCGGCGCAUCUUCGGACCCGCUGCCCUUCGUUCAGAUGGUCCAUUACAUCUCCAGCACCUCCCUGUGUAACCAGGCGGUGAAGAUGCUGGAGUCCCGACACAACGCCACCCCGGCAAUGUUUGGGGAGCUGCUGCGGAAGGCCAGCAUGGGCGACCUGCGCGAUUGUCCCAGUCAGUGUGGCCAGCAGCUGCGGAUGGCCCGCGUCCUCCUCAACAGUCCGGAGAUCAUCACCAUCGGCCUGGUGUGGGACUCUGAGCGCUCCGACCUGGCCGAGGACGUCAUUCACACUUUGGGAACUUGCCUGCGCCUGGGAGACUUGUUUUACAGGGUGACAGAGGAGAAGGCCCGGCAGGCGGAGCUCUACCUAGUGGGCAUGGUGUGUUACUACGGCCGCCACUACUCCACCUUCUUCUUCCAAACCAAAAUACGACGCUGGAUGUACUUUGACGACGCGCGCGUCAAGGAGAUCGGGCCCAAGUGGAAGGACGUGGUGUCGCGCUGCAUCAAGGGCCACUACCAGCCCCUCCUGCUGCUGUACGCCGACCCCCGCGGCACGCCGUUGCCGUCCCAGGACGCGGCGCCGCGGCCGGGCGUCAACAAGCCGUGCUACGACAGCGACGACUCGGGCCGCGAGCCGUCCAUCUCCAGCGACACUCGCACAGACUCCUCCACGGAGAGCACCUCCUCCCGACAGCCCGCGCCUUCGCGCCAUGAGCCCCCGGCCUCUCGACCCCCCCCGGGCCCACCCACAGGCUCCGUUCGCCCCCGACGCCCCGCCGCGCCGCGCCACGCCUCGCUCUGCAGUCUGGAUGCCAUAGGUGGGCGAUUCACUUUGGAGCGCGGGUGCGGCUGGCCGCCAAUCACCGCUCGCCGGCCGCUAAACGCCGCGUCGCCGCCCGUGCUACGUCGUCGCCAAGGCUACGCGGCGGGGGCCGCCGAGCGGCGGCAGACUCUGAGGACGGGAGGAGGCCCCGCCCCCGCCCCGGCCCCGGCUCGGGACAGGAGGCGCGGCUCCGGCCGCCUCCGCAGAGCCAAAGCGGACCACGAAGCCCCUUCGGCCGGUUACCACAGCGAGGGAGAGACGCUGAAGGAGCGGCAGGCCCCUCGCCAGGCCCCCAAAUCCUCCUCCUCCUCCUCGAGCAGCCGUCUCCGUGACUUGAGGGAAAGCGUGAGCAACAUGCUCCACGGCCGAACGCUCUCCACCUCCUCUCUGCCGGCCGCCGGCGUCGUCUCCUCCGCUAGCCAGGCGACCUCCUCGUCCGACCCUCACGACCGGGAGGCCGACGGCGACUCCAAAUCCGGCUCUGCGGGGGCCACGGCGAGGUACCGGCCGGCGUGGAGGCCCCGCAGGGAGGCGCUCAACAUCGACAGCAUCUUCGCGCGGCGCAGGCAGGGCGGCUACAGCCCGCUGGCCACGCCCCAGCUAGGCGCCGCCUUGCUGAGCCAGCAGGAGGCGACGGCGAGCUCCUCCAGAACGCUCCCCGCCGCCGCCGCCGCCUCCCCCAGGGAAGCUUACACAAUUCGAGGGCAGCCGGCGCCACCUCCGGGGCUGAUCCAGAGGAUGGAGAGCGGAUACGAGAGCAGCGACAGGAACAGCAGCAGCCCCGUCAGCCUGGAGCUCAACUCGCUGGAGCGGGAGAGUGUGACCGGGCUUUCAUCCUCUUCCGGACCGUCGUCGUGCAAGACCGCGAGAUCCAAGAGUGACGGAGCGCUGCUGCAGGACGUCAGCUCGGCCACUAGAGGGAGCGCCGGCCGCAGCGAGCUGGACGAGCUUCAGGACGAGGUGCUGAGGAGGGCCCGGGAGGAGGAGUGCCUGCGGCAGCAGGAGAAGGACAGGGAGGCCAAGCUCGAGUUCAACCCCAGACCCAGCAAGUACCUGGACCUGGACCAGCUGCAGAUCCAGGGCAAAGGCGACGGUCUUGAUCGGUGCCUGUCGGAGGCGGAGCUUCUGCUGGACCAGUCGGUGCGUCUGGAAAAGGCGGGCGAAGUCGCCGCCGCCCUCUCGGCCGUCAACGAAGCCAUCUCUAAGCUCGGGCUGGCGAGUGAGGGCUGCUCUCGCGCUCACGGUCGACUGCAGCGUGGCAUGAGGAGGGCGCGCGGCAGGCAGCAGCGGCUGCUGUUGCUACUGCAGCAUCAUCAUCAUCAUCAUCAUCAUCAUCAUCAUCAUCUUCAUCGUGACCAGCAGCAGCUGCCCAGUGAAAAGCCUGUCUCGCACCAAAUAUUUCUGACGGACACUUGUGACGACCAAUCGGCGUCCAGCCAGGACCGGCAGGGCCCGCCUCUCCCUCUUCCAUCUCCCCCACCUCCUCGUCCCAUCACGGACGUGGCCUCCCACAACGGCUCUUCUUAUGAGCCCGCCCCCUUCGCCGCACCCGCUCCGACGCGCGACUCCACCAACGGCAGGUCAGCUCCUGCGGCGGCGGUUUCUUUGGCUCCAGGCCCCCCGAGAGAGAUGAAGUUACCGGGUCUCCCUGAGGGGGGCGUUGCCGCGCCGCCCACGCUGCCAUCAGAGUUCCCAUCCACCCCAAGUUCAUAUUCCGCGUUGCUGCCGCCUGACGCGGCAAACAACCCGAUGGAGGAGGAGCGGCUUUAUUCCUCCAGACCCCCCAGCGGGAAAUGGUCCGACUUACAGUCGGACCAUCGUUCCGCCACUCAACCAAUCAACCCGUCGGGCCUUUACAAGCGCCCACCCGCGCCCGCCGCCAGCGGCCCGGUUGCGUCUUCCUCUUCCUGCGCCGAGGGCGGCGGAGACUCGCUGCCCGUGGAGCGCUGGGCACAAAAUGUCAGCAGAUACUACGGCUCCCGCGACGCGCCAGAAAUGGGAGGAGGCGCGUGCGCACGGCCGCCCCCGGCUGAGGAGCUUUCAGAACUGGACUUUCUGUACCGGGCCAGCUUGCUGGCUCCCGACGUGCACGGCAGCGCCCCGAGCCACAAAGCAGGAGCGAGGAGAAUCCCGUUUGGAUCGCGGCGCUCCAAAACGCCCACGGCCGAGAUGGAGAGACACGCCUACAGGACGCCCGUGAUGCUCGCCCCCGAGUGUCCAGACGGCGCGGACGAGAGCUACAGCGCAGAAAACCUUCGCCGCAUCGCUCGAAAUCUGAACAGCAACCUGGGCCCCGCCGCAGGCUCAGUGUCGGUGUCCGGUCGCUCCCCUUCCUCGUCAACCCUCCCCCGGCCCCUCACCGCCUCGUCGUCGUCCAUCGGUGCUCCGUCAUCGUCCUCCCGUCGCCUCCGUCACGGCGUCCAGUCGGCUCUCGCGCCUCCGCCGAGCUCACGGCCGCCUGGCUCAGGCCCCCCAGGACCCGGACGGCGGUUCCACGGGGACGACGGAGAAGCGGCAGUUCCGCGUGAGCGGCGCGCGGGUGUCCCCCCGACGUACGGGACACUUCCCCGCGCUCCCCAUCGUUCCUCCGCCUCCUCCUCCUCGUUGCAAAGAGGGGGUGCCGCCGCCGCCCCCCCUCACAGUCUUUACGCCACCUUGUCUCGUCCCGGCCGUCCCGGCCGUCUCGGCGGCUUUGCCCUUCAGCCCCAUGUGUCUCCGGGCGAAGGAGGGGCGGGGGGCGGCCCGGCCCGGCCGCUGCGUCUGGACGUGCCCCCCGACGGCGACUGGCGCCGCGGGGGGGCCGGCGCGGAGAGGAAUCCGGCCGGCCUGCUGCGCCAGACCCCGCGACCCAUCUGCUCGCUGUGCCGCCAUCUUCCCGCCGACUCGCCGCGUCCUUUCUGCCCCCCCUGCGGCGCCCACGUGGCCCGCCACCGCCCCCCGCCAUGACGCUUUUCAAAUGUGCCUACCAGGAAGUUUAAGUUUGCAACAGCGGCUGGCCUGCACUUGACUUGACUUUGGACCACCAAGACCAGCUUUUCUCCACCUCCCUCCUCCAUUUUGGUCUUGAUGAUGAUCAUCAUCAAGACCAAAAUGGAAACUUGGAGACUUUUUGAUGAUGAUGAUGAUGAUGAACAUCAUCAUCAUCAUCAUCAAAAAGUCUUACACAGAAAGCCAAACUGGGACACUUCAAGUUUCCUCCCACCUGAAGGCAUUUUUGGCCCCGAUUUUCAAUCGGCAAAGAGAGGCCUUCGUUUGUUGUUGUAGUCGGCGGAUAUGCGAAAUAUCGUAAUCUGCACCUCAUCCAAAACGCUCUCGGUAGUUUUUGCUAGCAAGUGGCCUUGUGGUUGAUGACAAUGCCGCUAAAACAACAGGCCCAACGCCGGCCAAAGACUUUAGCAGAGCGCCGUACUUGCAAUUAGCCGCAUGGUCUCGCGUAGAGCACCGCAAGCUAGUUUUCGACAAGUCAAGUUGGAGUGUUUAGAUUUGAAGCUUCGAAACAGAGUUGCGGCUAAUCUUGAGCAUGUUUUCCUCUUCCCGUCUAGCCUGCGACACGACACAAAUAGAAAUGUCUAAAGAUCGCUCUUUCUCGCCAUAUGUGUACCCAUUUAGGACUUUAUGUACCAAGAAUGUAAGCGUUGCACCUAGCGAGUGUCUUUGUUGUACUCGACUUCCUCGGCCGGUGAGGAAGAAAGUCGGGUGUGAUUUUGAGACCUUUGUUGUACUCGCAGCAAGCCAACAGCCCAAACACACAAAAAUAUUCUUCAGAAUGAGCAACUGAAGCCUUUUUUGGUGGUUUGUUUGCUUGCUGCUGACUCGGUUCACUUUUAGUCAAAAAGUUUUGGUUGGAAUGAGCUUGUUCUAUUUUUGCUGCUUAUUUUUGUACUGGGUAGAAUUAACACGAUUGAAGUGUUCCAAAGAGGAAA
Messenger RNA from Hippocampus zosterae (dwarf seahorse), 5827 nucleotides. Its product is annotated as inactive ubiquitin carboxyl-terminal hydrolase 54-like. The record is from RefSeq and is a predicted model, not a curated record. Gene Ontology annotation, molecular function: cysteine-type deubiquitinase activity. The coding region runs from base 510 to 4850 and encodes 1446 amino acids. Gene Ontology annotation, biological process: protein deubiquitination. Lineage: Eukaryota; Metazoa; Chordata; Actinopteri; Syngnathiformes; Syngnathidae. The transcript is spliced from 22 exons.